GCAACGCACCAUGUCAAGUUUGAAGUGUAUGAAACUUGCAUUUUGCAAGGCUUCUAAUUCCUGAAUUAUUUAGAAAAUUUCUACCAUUCGUGUCUGCUUUCAUUUCAUUAAUAGUAUUUUAUUCCUAUUUAUAAAGUAUUUGGAAGUUGAGAGACCACAAUCGUUAUAGAUAUCCAACAUUUCACAAUGAGUGCCUCAGAAGAAGAAAUUGAUAAACGACCCGUUAAGGAAGAAUCGAAGAAGAAACACUCCGAAAAUGAAGAAGAAAUUGAAAUUGACGUUUCUAAACCAGUUCCUCCUUCUAAAAAGUUGAUGCGAAAACUUCGUAAAGCUGGUAAAAUUGACAAGGAAGGAAACUGGACUCCCGAAGCAUUAGAAGAAGCCAAGAAGAAAGAAGAAAAGCGAUUGAAGAAGAUUGACGUGAAAUAUGGAUCAGGUUCGGGAGAAGAGGAAAAAGAAGGAAGCAAACGUUCGCCAUGGGGAGUUUGGAUUGGUAAUUUGAGUUUUUUUACGACUCCUGCUAUUUUGAAAGAGUUUUUCGUUCGUGAAACAAAAGAAACUGUUGAGGAAGAUGACGAGAAACCGUUUGAAUUUACUGGUGAAAACAUUACACGAAUUCACAUGCCCAUGUCCAAAGAGCACCGAAACCAAAACAAGGGAUUUGCCUAUAUCGACUUUGAUUCGGAAGAAGCUCUAAAGGCAGCAUUGCAAUGUACAGAAAAGCCUUUGAAUGGAAGAAAUGUCUUGAUUAAAUCUAGUAACGACUAUCAAGGUAGACCUGCGAAAUCGAGCUUACCUUCCAAAACCAUCGCCAGACAAGAGUCUAGGAAUCCUCCAUCCGCUGUCAUUUUCGUCGGAAAUCUUCCUUUUGAUGCUACGGAGGAUAUGUUAAGAGAGCAUUUUGGACAAGCCGGUGACAUUCGACGCGUGCGUCUAAUGACCUUUGAAGAUUCCGGAAAGUGCAAAGGAUUUGGAUUUGUCGAUUUCCAUGAUGUAGAGACUUCAAUGAAAGCAAUGGCAAGAAACCAUGACACCUGGCGUCUUGAAUACGGUCAAGACAGAUCGAAGCGCACACGUAAGGCUCCUGAUUCCGUUGCUCGUACCGAUGAUCAUUCAGCCAAACGCAGGAAAAAUGUCGACGCUCGUGACAUUCGUCCAGGAGCUUCUUUGGCCAAUGCACAGCGUGGUUCUAUGGGCAUUAAGGAAUCUACUGGUAAAAAGAUUACAUUUGACUAAUUAAUUGUUUGGAACAGGAUAUUUUCCGGAUUUACAUAUAAAUAAAAAAAGGGGUAUAUUAAGGAAUGAUUUAUUAAAAACUACAUGCAUGGAUCGGUUUCGUAAGUGAA
Schizosaccharomyces octosporus yFS286 is the source of this 1346-nucleotide messenger RNA. RefSeq names its product RNA-binding protein Rnp24. The record is from RefSeq and is a predicted model, not a curated record. The transcript has a single exon. Lineage: Eukaryota; Fungi; Ascomycota; Schizosaccharomycetes; Schizosaccharomycetales; Schizosaccharomycetaceae. Gene Ontology annotation, molecular function: RNA binding. The coding region runs from base 187 to 1236 and encodes 349 amino acids.